This is a messenger RNA of Lutra lutra (Eurasian river otter), 348 nucleotides long. Its product is annotated as mitochondrial import inner membrane translocase subunit Tim17-A-like. Gene Ontology annotation, cellular component: TIM23 mitochondrial import inner membrane translocase complex; mitochondrial inner membrane. The transcript has a single exon. Gene Ontology annotation, molecular function: transmembrane protein transporter activity. Bases 1 to 348 code for a protein of 115 amino acids. Lineage: Eukaryota; Metazoa; Chordata; Mammalia; Carnivora; Mustelidae. The record is from RefSeq and is a predicted model, not a curated record. Gene Ontology annotation, biological process: protein import into mitochondrial matrix.
AUGGAUACCACAGUUGAUGGUAUCUUUCAACCACUCAAAGGUUUUCACAAUUCUCCAGUGGGAGUAAACCACAGACUACAAGGGAGUUUCACAGCUAUUAAAACCAGGGCUCCGCAGUUGAGAGGUAGCUUUGCAGUUUGUGGAGAUUUAUUUUUCAUGACUGACGGCAUUAUGGUUCAAGUCGGAGGGAAAGAUUCCUGGAACUCCAUCACAAGUGUUGCCUUAACAGGAGCCAUACUGGCAGCAAGAGAUGGAUCAGUGGCCAUGGUUGGGUCAGCAGUAAUGGGUGGCAUUCUAGCUUUAAUUAUAGGACCUGGUAUCUUGUUGAUAAGAUUUAUCUCUGCAUGA